AUGGCACCAAUGGCGACGAGCAUUGGUACCACCAACAACAUUGGCGGUAUUCGACCUCGUAUUCUUAUCCCUGAGAAAAUCUCGCCAGAUGGCCUGGCAAUGUUAGAACCGCAUUUUGACGUGGACGUCCAAUUGGGCUUAACCCAUACGGAACUCAUCGCUCAGAUCCCAAGUUAUCAUGGUUUAAUCGUCCGAUCGGAAACCAAGGUAACGGAGGAGGUCUUACUCGCCGGCAGGAAGCUUCGCGUGGUGGCAAGAGCAGGUGUUGGUGUUGACAAUAUCAAUGUGCCAACUGCAACGUCCCGGGGCAUCAUUGUCGUCAAUUCGCCCUCUGGAAAUAUUCUCGCUGCCGCAGAGCACACAAUAGCCCUGCUUCUCGCCACUGCUAGAAACGUUGGCAGAGCAGAUGGAAGUUUAAAACAAGGAGGCUGGGAACGAAGCAAACUCGUCGGUAUCGAAGUGGGACGAAAAGUUCUCGGUAUCGUUGGGCUGGGCAAGGUUGGCAUGAAUGUUGCACGAAUGGCAAAGGGCCUCGGCAUGAAAGUUGUAGCUGUCGACCCAUAUGCCAACCCAGACAUGGCACGCCAGGCGGGAGUCGACUUGGUGUCUGACCUCAAGGAAAUUCUUCCCAUCGUGGACUUUCUAACUAUCCAUACCCCCUUGCUAGCGACGACGCUGGACCUUGUUGGCGAAGCAGAGUUCCAGAGCAUGAAGAAGACUGCCCGAGUGCUUAAUGUCGCUCGUGGCGGAGUAUACAACGAGGCUGCAUUGGUGAAGGCUCUCGAUGAGGGAUGGAUUGCCGGAGCAGGAAUUGAUGUCUUCACUUCGGAGCCUCCGAAAGCAGACUCAGCUGCUGGCCAGAUCGCCAGGCAUCCCAAAGUAGUGGCCACUCCUCACUUGGGAGCCUCUACCGUCGAGGCACAGGAGAACGUCUCAAUAGAUGUAUGCACGCAAGUGCUCGAAAUCUUAAGGGGUGGCCUUCCCACCAGCGCCGUCAACGCGCCAAUCAUCCUGCCCGAGGAGUAUCGCAAGGUGCAGCCGUUUGUGCAGCUGGUCGAGAAGAUGGGGCGUCUUUACUCUCAACACUUCGUCAGGGCCAAGGGAGGAUUGGUUGGUGGCCGCAAAUUUGAGUUGAUCUAUCAUGGCGACCUGGCAGGAAUGUCCAACACGAAACCGCUGUAUGCCGCGCUCGUCAAGGGGCUGGUUGCCUCCUUUAGCGAGUCUCACGUUAACAUUGUCAACGCAACAAUGAUUGCCAAAGAAAAGGGCAUCAUCAUCAGCGAGACGCACUCACAUCAGCCAGGCGAUUUGUCAUAUGCAAACCUGGUGACGCUCAAGGCACACGCAGACGACGGCAGCGGCGAGCAAGUCAUCCAGGGGUACGCAUCAGACAAGCGGCUGUACAUCUCCAAGCUGGAUCGCUUCAACGCAACUUUCACGCCGGAGGGGACAAUGAUCUUUCUGCACAACUAUGACGAGCCGGGCAAGAUUGGAGGCGUCGGUAUGGUGCUGGGAUCUCAUGGAAUCAACAUCCGAUUCAUGCAGGUCGCGAGCCUGGACGAAGAAUCGAAGCAAGGUGCCUCUGAUGCUGUGAAGCCGGGAAACGAGGCUUUGAUGAUUCUGGGCAUAGAUAGACCAGUAGAUGAAGAGGUCAUGGAGGGGCUGCGCCGGUCUGAAGGAAUCCUGGAUGUGGUGUUAGUCCAGCUCGAUUAA
Messenger RNA from Trichoderma gamsii, 1713 nucleotides. RefSeq lists its product as hypothetical. The transcript has a single exon. The coding region runs from base 1 to 1713 and encodes 570 amino acids. Gene Ontology annotation, molecular function: phosphoglycerate dehydrogenase activity; NAD binding. Gene Ontology annotation, biological process: L-serine biosynthetic process. NCBI's taxonomy places the organism in Eukaryota, Fungi, Ascomycota, Sordariomycetes, Hypocreales, Hypocreaceae. The record is from RefSeq and is a predicted model, not a curated record.